CUCCCCCUUGAAUAGAUCAGACAGAGAGAGAGAGAGAGAGCUGGUGUCGGCGUGAGCAUUUCCAUGACCGGGACCCACAUUUUUAAUUAUCAAAUCCCUCCCAGUUUCACCUUCCUCUCCCAUGUGCCCCCACCUCCAUUACGUCUCUCUCUCUGAAUAAUCGGAGAACAGAGUUAUGAAUGCGAGCUGGAAGUUUUGAAUCUCAGUAUGGAUUCAAGAACUCGUCUCGACAGUGUUCUGUUUCAGCUCACGCCAACGAGAACCAGAUGCGAUCUGGUUAUUUCUGCUCGUGGGGUGAACGAGAAACUAGCCUCUGGACUGCUUGAACCAUUCCUCUCUCAUCUGAAAUCCGCCAAAGAUCAGAUUCAGAAAGGCGGGUAUUCAAUUACGCUUCGGCCGCCAUCGGCCAAUCCUUCCUGGUUUACCAAAGCCACUUUGCAAAGAUUUGUGAGGUUUGUCAGCACACCUGAAGUUCUCGAGAGAUUUGUUACAAUAGAAAGAGAGAUUGCUCAGAUUGAGUGUUCGGUUCAGUCAAAUGAGCGGAUAUCUGCGACAACAGGGACAGAAGCAGAUGUCUCAGCCGGUGAUGAGAAUGCCAAAAAGUCAACUGCUUCCUCUAAGUCAAAAAGUGAAUCCAGUGGAAUCAGUGAUGCCAUGCAGGAAGAAAGUUCCAAAGUUCGUCUUCAACGUGUUCUAGAAACUCGGAAGGCAGUACUCCUGAAAGAGCAGACAAUGGCUUAUGCCCGUGCCUUGGCUGCAGGAUUUGAGAUGGACAAUAUAGAUGAUCUCAUUUCGUUUUCUGAUGUGUUUGGUGCUUCACGUUUAAGGGAAGCCUGCAUAAAUUUCAUGGAGUUGUGUAAGAAAAAAGACAAUGAUGGGCUCUGGAUGGAUGAAAUAGCAGCAUUGCAGGCAAACUCUCACUCAGAAUUUUCAUAUCUGGGAACUUCUGGAAUCAUUCUUGCUGGUGAAGAUAAUGAUCAUAGUCAAGGACUAGUGAUAAAUGUCCAAAAUGGUGGUUUUUCUAGCAGGAAACAGAAUGGCUCCAUGGAUGCAUCAGCAUCUGAGUCUGCUCCCAGUCAUGGAAGUUUAGACAAUACCCAAGAUAAUAGCUUGCCAACAUCAGCUCAGUUGCAAUCAACAGAUGGAAAGGCACAAGUACCAAUGUCAUGGCCAAACCAUUUUCCACAGUACAUGCAUAAUUUUCCGGGUCCUGUAUUUCAACAAAUGCCCCCAUAUCAAGCUUACCUUUUUCCCGGGAUGCAGGGAGCCCCUCAUUAUUAUCCGGGAAAGAUGCAGUGGCCACCAAAUGUGGAAGAUUCUGGUGUGGGUCAUGAUCAUGAAUCAGAUGAUCGUUACAGCCGAAAAUCAUCAAGAAAGAAAGAGAAACCUUCACGGGGAAAUGGAUCACAAACUUUAGAACAAGAUGAUGAAGCAGGGUUCAGUGGUUCCAGUUCUGAGAGUAGUUCAGAGGAUUUUAUGCAGCAUGGGAAAAAGCAUUCUUCUACUCAAGAAAUAAAUAGAAAAAACCCUGGGAAAACGUCAUCAAGAAAGGUCGUUAUCCGCAAUAUUAAUUACAUUACUUCAAUGAGAGAUGGAGAGAACAGUACCUCCGAGGAGAAUUCAUCCGAGGAAGAUGAAUUCGUCAAUGGAGAGUCCUUAAAGCACCAAGUAGAGGAAGCUAUAGGGUCAUUGGAGCGACGCCAUAAAUCAUCCUCCCAUAAAAACAAGAAGCGAGAGGGAAUCAAGCACCAUAAUCUUGUGAACAGAUUAAUUAGUGAUACCAAGCAGGACAAUGAAAAUUUGGUUGCAAACAAUUCUGAAGGAGAAAAGAGAAACGAGAAUUGGGAUAUUUUCCAGAACCUUCUUAUGAAGGAAACCGACUCCAGUUCUAAUGUUAGAGAUGCUCACCAAGUACAGGUUCAGGACGAGUAUGUUACCCAUAAGAGCUCCAGGGAAGAAAUACCAAUGACAAGACAUAUUGCUUCAACUGAUUCCUUUGUUGUGACUAACAGGAAUACAAGUGAUGAAGGUGGGAUCCACGUCAAGAACUUCGAAGCUGGAGAUAAUGUUCAACCAGUUAUUAAGAGAAGAGACAACAUGUAUGAGGAGAUGUUAUUUUUAAAGAAGACUAAAGAGGCAGAAAACUGCCCCCAAGUUAUUAUAUCUGAUCAUACAACUGAAACUUCUGUUUCUAAGAUCCAUAAAGGUGAAGAUUGUUUUCUUAUUAACCAACCGGAUAAAUCAAUAACUCAGGAUGAAGCUAAUCGCAAUAUCUUUGAGGGAGAUUACACCCCAUCAUUCUCUAGGGAUCAUUCCCAGAUUCAGAACAAUAAGAAUGGUCUUGUUGAUGACUCAUUCAUGAUUCAAGAUCAUCUGAUGGACAAUGACUUAUCUGCUUCUCAACUGAAGACAGACAUAUUUAUGGUCUCAGACAUUGUUGGAGCUAUAACAAGCAAGCCAGAUGAUCUACAAGAGAAUGUUGGAACUACUGGCAACUUUGAACCAGACGAUCUCUGUGUGGUGCUUGGACGAGAUUCAGCUGUGGAACAAGAAGUGGAGCUUUGGAACCCUGAAGUGGAUUAUGGCAAUAACAAUUCAAAGCCAGAAGCUAGUGAAAGGGCAGUCCCUAGUGGAGAACCAACAGAUGCUAAGCUGUCCUCAAGCAAUGAGGUAACCAACCGUAAGAGUAAUGGAGCUCCUGGAGGAAAGUCCUCGAGCAAAGAAGCACGGUCUAGGACAUCAGUUGGAUCUCUUGGAAGGAGCAAAUCUGAGAAUACAUCAAAGUGUAAGAAGCCAUCUUCUGGAAGUAGAACCAUGAAUCAGAAGAAAAAAUCUGAGAAGGACGAAGAAAACAGAAAGAAAACGGAGGAACUAUUGAUUCAACGCCAAAAAAGAAUUGCUGAAAGAAGUGCCACCAGUGGUUCUAACCCAGCAAGAUCUAAGACAAUACUAAAGGAGAAUAAGGAAGCAAUGGCUCCCGUAAAGAGUGAGAAGCUGAACCUUCAGUCCCCAAAGCAGCAGGCAGAAAAGAAGCCCGUCCUCAGGAGUUCCACUAUAGAUCGUCUUGCAGCUGCAAAGUCAAUUCACAAACCAUCAACUGAAGUAAAAUCCAGCCAACCAAGAAAACCAAUUUUGAAGGCUUCUGGGGCUGAGAACAAGAAGCCGGGUACUAACAGGAUCAAAUCUUUGGAUGAGAAAAAUAGCCGCAAGAACGGGCUGCUUACUUCAGCCUCUGGCCCCCAAGAGACGGCCAAUGCAGAUGCAGCAAUAAGCACUGCACAAACAACCGAACCCUCCAAUGGAUUUGAGGAUUCUGAAAACAUUACAGAGUUGCAUAGUAUAUCUUCGGCCAUGAAGGAUGAAAUAGAUAAGGCCUUGCAAACGGAUACUUUGGAUGAUAAAAGCCGCGACAGGAAUCCACCUGAUGAAGGCUCCUACAUGCCCAUCAAAGAUCACUCUGCCCAAUUAGAUCAUUUGAAAGGUGACGAUCAGUUAACCUCAGUAGCAUCUCCAGUUGUUAAAGAUAUGACACUGUCCAAUGAACACGUGCAAUUUGUCCCCGAGGCAGGCAUUCAACUUUCUCCCCCGGCACCUAACAAAGCUUCGGAUUCCAUUGCCUUGCGCGUUGCUGAGGAUGGUGUUGCAAAUGAAAAAUUCUGUGUGUCACCUGAAGCAUCUCUUGUAGGAAUGUCAACGCCGCCGCCCACCCACUCCCGGAAGAAAUGGAACAAUGAUGAAAGCUCCCCUAAGGUCUCGAAAGGACUCAGGAAGCUUCUCUUCUUUGCCCGGAAGAAUCCCAACUAG
Messenger RNA from Diospyros lotus (date-plum), 3804 nucleotides. RefSeq names its product COP1-interacting protein 7. The record is from RefSeq and is a predicted model, not a curated record. The coding region runs from base 208 to 3804 and encodes 1198 amino acids. Gene Ontology annotation, biological process: response to light stimulus; positive regulation of DNA-templated transcription. The transcript has 9 exons. NCBI's taxonomy places the organism in Eukaryota, Viridiplantae, Streptophyta, Magnoliopsida, Ericales, Ebenaceae.